AUGCGUGCCAGCCGUGAAGGGUGUCACACAGCUGGCAACCCUGCUAUUCCACACGUGUGGAUCAGCAGUCUGCGAUGUCAGGUCGCAGAUUUGUAUAAGGAGAGAGACACCGAUUUCCUCAAGCGCCAUGAACGGAGUUUGGGAAAACAAAGAGUGGAUGAGAGUGGUGCCUUCCAACAACCGAUCUUAAGUGUAGUUGAGACAUCAUAUGAGGUUUCCAUUGAAAUAGCAAAGAAGAAGAAGGCCCACACGAUUGGUGAAACUUUAAUUAAGCCGUGUUCCUUAAAGAUGGUCAAGCGGGUUCUUGGAGAGGCAAGUCAACGUAAGAUUCAGCAGGUUUCCUUGUCAGUCUACACGGUGAAACGGAGAAUUAGUGAAAUGUCAGAUGAUAUCAUGGAACAAGUGAUACAGGAGAUUAAAUCAUCUCCAACUGGUAUGUUUGCAAUACAGCUGGAUGAGUCAACGGGUCUAACAGGAUCACCUGGAAAUAUUUGUUGUGGAGGCUGUACUGAUGGGGCUCCGGCGAUGCUGGGAUCGAAAUCGGGAUUACAGAAACACGUCAAGGAAGUAGCUCCGAGUGCCAAAGGGAUUCAUUGUAUGAUCCAUCGUUUUGCAAUGGCGGCGAAAACCUUUCCUGAUGCCCUUUGCAAGAUCCUGGAGGUAGUGGUAAAAUGCGUCAACUUUGUGAAAACAGGAGAUUUGAACUCUCGCCUUUUCCAGAACCUUUGUAGAGGCAUGGAUUCAGAGCAUGAAACCCUCCUCUUUUACUACAAAGUGCGAAGGCCUUCCACCGGUAAUGUUGUGUUCGAACUUCGAGGAGAACUUAAGUUGUUCCUGGAAAUGAAAGGGAAGGAUGAUCUACUAAGUCACUUCAACGAGGUGUCGUGGGAGCCACGUCUUGCGUACCUGGCAGACACAUUUGAGCAGCUAAACAGGCUGAAUCUCAAGCUGCACGGCAAGGAAAUAAAUGUAUUUCACCACAUGGAUUGUAUUCGUACAUUUUUUGACAAACUCCAGAACUGGCAAAGGAAAGUCAGUGCAGGAAAUGUUGCCAUGUUUGAAAAUAUCUCAAUUGUUCUUGACGAGAUUGUAGAGGAUCAUCUACUUGACCCAUCACUCAAAAAUGAAAUAAUUCAGCACUUGAAAUCCUUGGAAAGUGAGCUCAAAAGGAACUUCCCAGUGGCCCAAGGUUAA
Homarus americanus (American lobster) is the source of this 1194-nucleotide messenger RNA. RefSeq names its product SCAN domain-containing protein 3-like. The record is from RefSeq and is a predicted model, not a curated record. The transcript has 4 exons. Bases 1 to 1194 code for a protein of 397 amino acids. Lineage: Eukaryota; Metazoa; Arthropoda; Malacostraca; Decapoda; Nephropidae.